GGGAUCAUCUACAACAAGAACUCCAGCUUGAAUAUUUUUUUUUUAAAUACGGUCGCGCGUCGAUUUUUCUGCGGGUAGCGCUUCACUUACCGGCUCGCCAUGGUGGACUCUCCCACCAUGAGGAAGACUUUUGUGGUUCCAGACAUAAAGCCAUUGGAUUUAUAUGACUGCACUAAAGCAAAAAUAUGCGCAAGUGUUGGAUGGCUGCUGGCGAAGUCGUACGGCAGUGCAGAAAAUGUUCCUGCGGAGCUGCGCGACCCCUUCUACUGUGACCAGUAUGAGCAGGAGCACCUGAAACCUCCAGUCACCCGCCUGCUGCAGUCCUCGGAGCUCUACUGCCGCACAUACAGCCUUAUAGUGGGGGAGACUGCAUCUGAGGCCCAACCCAAAGACAACGCGUCUCUGCUGCAGGUCCUCACUCAGAGGGGCAUCGUUCCCAAAGACCAGGAGGCAACUGUGACGGCUGCAGACCUGCGGCUCAAACCCAUUAAAAUGAGUGCUCAUCUGGCACUGAUGGAUGCUGUGAUGGCCGCUGCGGCCAUGGAGACUGUUGCCACGGUGAAGAAAUGUGGUUCUGCCAACCUCCUGAGUGGAGCUGUCAGGUGGGAGGAAGCUCUGCUUCGAUGGGUUAAUGAGCUGAACAAGAAGUUGAGGGAACUUCAUGAGGUAUCACCAAAUGACUCUUCUCAAGCAGUGACGGAGCCCGAACCUGUUGAGCCCUCUUGUCCUACACGCUGGUACUGGAAACUUGUUCCUCUUCGCUAUAGGAAAGACAAAAUUCAGGCCAAACUAAAACCAACUUUUCCAGUUGUGAGUGAAGUUAAAGAUCUGUCCACUGGCUGUGCUCUUGCUGCUGUCAUACAUUACUAUUGUCCUGGACUGCUGAGACUUGAAGAUGUUUGCAUGAAGGACUCCAUGUCUCCAGCAGACAGUUUGUUCAACUUGCAAUUCAUCCGCGAUUUUUGUGACAGCUGUUUGAAGGGCUGCUGUCACUUAGCACUUGAAGACAUGUUAUACACACCAGCACAACUCCAGAUCAACAUGCUGAGUUUCUUGUCAGAAUUGCUUGGAUGGUUUGAACUACAAAAGCCAGAUUUUGUUCAGCCAGUUGACACAUUAGAUGGAUCCAGGCCUGUAACCCCCAGUAGCGUAAGCAGUGGCAGUUCCUCCCCCUCCGUCUUUAAGAAGCCUUUCCUCCCAAUUUCAGCUCCUGCGCCGGGAUCUUUGACUCAGUCUACCUCAAUGUCUCAUAUAGAAGGAGUUGGAAAGACAUGGAGCAAGAAAUCCCUCGGCCGUCCCUUGUCUGGAGUGUCCUUUAGCAUUCCCUUCGGUCUGGACAGUGAUGUGGACAUUGUGAUGGGCAACCCUGUAAUAACCCGCUCUGUUAGCUCAGAUCAACUCAAUCCAACAGGCCAAAACAGUACUAGGGUGCCAUACGUUCCUCCUGAAGAGCUCAGCCAUUUGCUUAAUAAACCUACUGGUCCCAAUGGGCCACAUCGAGCAUCAUGGGCCACCCACGCUCCUAGUAUUCCAAAGCUGGCAGAAGAGAAUGGUUUUGCAGCGAAUGAAACAGGAGAGCUUCCUACCAUAGAAGAGGCUCUCCAGAUUAUUCACAAUGAAACCAAGUUGGAGCCUCGACUACACCCUGAUGGUGCUCCUGAUGGAUUCUACCUCCACUCUCCAGAUGACCCUGCUAGUUCUAGGUAUGCCAGCAACUCAGAACCUCUCAGCUCUUCUGCUCCAUCGCGCUCAGGUAUGAUGCACCGACCCGCAAGAGAAUCCAGGGAGCCUCGCCGCAAAAGAAAUACCUCUGAAUGUUCACGGGAUGAUGACUCUGUUUUGAGAGAUGGCAGUGUGGAUUCCGAUGCUUCAGAAGACCUGCCAAAAGCUCAGUCCACGCCAAACACACCUGCUUAUGUCAACUCUGCCAGAGGCCCUGGGAAAGAAGCGACUGAUAGUGGUGUGAAGAUGACCAGCUUUGCAGAGCGGAAAAAGAAACAGAACAUUGACUCUCCUAAAGCUAGUGACCCAUCCCCCCCUCAGACGACUACACGGGCGCAGAAGUCUGAAGAAAGCCCAAGCAAAAGCCCUCAGCUAAAUAAUGAUGUGUCAGAGUUGGGGGUUCGGCUUGAGGAGAAGCGCAAAGCUAUAGAAGCUCAGAAGAAACGCAUUGAAGCUAUUUUUGCAAAACAUCGACAACGAAUAGGGAAGAGUGCUUUUUUGCAGCUGAAAAAGGAGCAGAAUGAGGAAGACGAUGAAGCGAAUUCUGAAGAUGGCCGCGCUAACACCUCUGCAGAUGAUCUCUCCCGCUUGACUUUAGAGGAAAGGUUGGCUAGAAUGGAGGAAGAAGAGCACAAAGAGCAAGACGAACAGUGCCCCCCUUUGGAUUAUGAUGGUAGUGUUAAAGGAGGACAUGCUCACAGUAAAAAUGUCAGUCAGACCAAAGAAAAGACAGAACCAGGAGAGAAGAGCUCUGCAGCACCCGGUGAGAAAAUGGCAGCUCCUCUAGGAGACUACAACAACGCCGUGUCCAAGCUGACGGCAGCUCUUACCUCCUUGCAAAGUGACAUGCAGCGGCUGACGGAGCAGCAGAAUCAGCUCAUUAAGAAAACUCCAACUUCCAGCAACAAGUCCUGGGUUAUUCCAGCUAGUCCUAAAACAUCCACGCCAGCUCCACCCAUGCGUUUGUCGCGUGAAUCCACCCGAGGUUUAAACUCAACCUCCUCUUCUCCGUCUCGGAACGUCACAAAUCACAUCACUCCGCCCAAAUCCCCGCAUGUUCAUCGCAGAGCCCAGUCUGUACCUCCUAAAAGUCCCAAACAGAGUCGUCAAUUCGACAUCAAGGUUCCAACCCUCUCAAGGGUCCUCACGCCUCCUCAAAAUGUGGACCGCAUCCCCCAUCUUCGUCGAGCACAUCCCUUAAAGUCCCAGAUCCAGACGUCAUCCUCUUUUUCAAUAGGUGACUCUGAAAGUCUUGAUGAUCUGCGUUCUUCUGGACCCACCCCUUUACCUCCACCUUCCGUGACUCCCAUACCAACUCCAAGUCCUCACGCUGCUGUGGAUGAUGCUCUCUCAGAGGCGGGCUCCAAUGAUGCCCAAAGUAUUUUUAGCAUGGACCUUGAUGCUGGACCUUUGCAUAGUCCUCUGAAAAGAGAAGGGCUGACGAGUGCAGGCUGCAGCUCUGGAGCCCCAUCAGAGUGCUCCUUUGAGAGCGAUGCUCCAGCAGGGAUGUCCAACGGUAAACGCAGCAGCUUGAUAGAGAUCCCACUGUCUGCCCUGAGAGGAGAAGGUGAGGACGACGACCAAGUGCCUGAUCCCUUCUCUGAUAACAUGAGUGACCAAACUGAGCCAGAAUCUAAAGCAGGACUUGGUUUCUUUUUUAAGGAUGACAGAGAUCGGUCAGAGGAUGAAAUGGCCCAGCGAAAAGCAGCUUUGUUAGAGAAACAACAGAGACGGGCAGAAGAGUUGAAGAAGCGUAAACUUGAGCAAGAAAAAGAAUCAAACAAGCCUCAGUGGAUGCUUAUUGAAGGCUGGGGUAAUAAGGGUGAAGACAAAUCCAAGAGCUCAGGCAGCCCUCCAGCAUUCAGCACCCCGUCAUCAGAGGGGACCCCCCAACGCAGAGGAGACUUCACCAGGCAGGAGUACGAACGGCGGCACCAACUGAAGCUUAUGGAGGAUUUAGGCAAGGUGCUGAAACCCAAACCCACCACAGUCCGUGAUGUCAAGAAGCAGACACGCAGGACCGUGUCCAGAGAUGACUCUGUCCUGUCCAACAGCCCUGCCAGGGGCUUCAUUGGCGCAAAGCUCAACAAAGUGUACUCCCACUCAUCAAUGAAUUUGUCCUCAAUGGCCAAUGACUCUGGAAACAUGACUUUCAGGAAAUCUCCAAGCCGUUCACACUCUCCCGCCCGGUCACGGCUGAGGUCCCCUGGGCGCAUGAGUGCUCAAAACGGGGAUAAGGACUGGGAAAAUGGUUCUACCAUUUCAUCCCCUGCUUCCAUCCCAGAAUAUACAGGACCAAAGCUGUACAAGGAGCCUAGCUUUAAAUCAAACAAGUUCAUCAUUCAUAACGCCAUCACUCGCUGCUGCCUGGCAGGAAAAGUCAAUGAACCACAGAAAAACAAGAUUGUAGAGGACAUGGAGACGAGCACAGCCAAUCACUUCCUCAUCCUCUUCAGAGAUUCCAGCUGCCAGUUCAGAGCGGUUUACACAAUGAAUCCUGAAACCGAGGAGAUGGUUCGACUCACUGGCAUCGGCCCCCGACUCAUCACACUCGACAUGGUAGAGUCCAUUUACAAGUACAGCUCAGACCGCAAGCAGUUCACGGUCAUCCCGUCCAAAACCAUGUCAAUGAGUGUUGAUGCCUUCACCAUCCCUGGACACUUCUGGCAAAAGCGCCCAGGAACUCCCAAAAAACUAAGCACCCCAAAAUAAAGACUUACCCGAGGUGGGUUGGGAUGUAACUAUUCAGGGACUCGAAGCCCACAGGACUCUCAUUUUCCUUCAGUUUGGCCAGUACGUCACUUCAGUUUGUUCAGCUGUGGCCAGAACGGCUGAUCGGGUUUUUGGCCAGUAAUCAGCUUGGAUGCCAAAAACACUCCAGUCAGUCAUGCAUACAAAGAAAACAGCCUCUUACGAAAGCAUCGUCCGCUCCGAUUGUAAAAAACGUAACAUGACUGAUUCCAUUCUGGAAAAAUACUACAUUUUCCCUUUCCUCCUUGCCUUACUCUGCCGUGGCAAAUAACUUAGACUCUUGGGUAAGAGAUGGGAACGGCCACACUGCCUUUGCCCGCACAGUGUUUUUAGGACCCCUCCCAGUUCUGCUUGCUUUUUUUUCUGCUGCCUUUUCUUCCUCUAGGGCUCACUUUCUCCAGUCUGCUGAUACUUGAUGGCUCUCGGUUCGGAUUGGAGAUCUCAGUUCAAAAUAAAUGGCAGAUAACACUGCUUUAGUGAAUGUAAGGCAUGAAAUAACUUAUUCAGGGGUGAUAGCACCAGAAAAUACCAUAACGGAUGGUUGUUUUUCAGGCUGAGCUUGUCGUGGCUUCUCUGUUUGCUGGUGGACACAGGGACACUGCCUGUGCCCCCCUGUAACUCGUGCACUCUUCUCCACUUCAACUCUCCUGCAGCUGUAGACAACUGGAUGUGUUUUUAUACUAUUUUGAAAAAAACAAAACAAUUUUUGUUGGACAAACUGAGACUUUGAGAUCAGAAAAAGAAGAAUGAAAGAAGAACUAAACUCCAUGUGACCCUUUUUUGUUUUUACGCAACUUUCUCACUGAAAGGUUAAAGAAGAAUCCUGAAAAUGGGACGAAGGGCUCUCGGGUUUAUGACUACAUGGAUGAAGCUCGUGUGUUAAAACUUAUAAGCAAUGCUGGUUUAAUACUUUGAAUGCUGAUGACCUUUUUUUGGACAAUGAUUUGUAAAAAGUAAGUUGACCUCUGUGACAAAUAAGCUAGCCUGCUGCUUAGUCAAAUGUGUGUUUGAGAUGAGUGGAUGGGAAUCAGUAGAGAAUGUCAAACGAUGGAAACCGCUGGCACUGUUUGCUUGUGCGUGAUUCCAUUCUUGAAGUCACUGAGAGUCUGUUUCCUAAUAUAUUAUUCCCUGUUUGUGCAUAUAAACAGUAGGUUUCUUAAUGAAGGAUCUUUCUGGACUGUAACAGCCCUCAUCUACCCCUCAGUCUCUAGAGACUCCUUCAUGUAUAACUGAGGGAAUCAUGGAAAAUGCCAAACGAUCAGUGAAAGAAAACUGACCACAUAGCUGCUUGUAAUGGAGAUAUUGCCAGAAAUGUGGGAGAAGAUUAUCUUCUUCUCUCCUGUUUUAGCCCUUUAGCACUAUGACGGCUGCUGAAAUGCAGUUAUUUUUCAAAAUCACUGACUGCCUCCAGGAAAUGACGUUUAAAGUCUAUUCAGAGACGGAACUGGAAAAAUGUGGUUGAAUGAAUGAUUAAACGCGUUUAGGAAGGAGUGUGUAUAGAAUCAAUGUUUGUAUUUAUGUGCUAGUUAAGUCUUAGUAUAAGAUAGUUCAAAUUAUGUUUUGAUUUGGUGCAAUUUUCCCGUUGGAGUCCCCAGGUGACUAUCGGGUAUAUUUAUUUGCUUUUGAAUUAGAUUUCUUAUUUGUUGUUUAGUUUCAGAAUCUGUUUUUGCCUUCUUUUCUUUUAUUUGUUCCAUUUUUUUUUUCAUUUUUCCUGAGGUUAAGAGUCAAUGAUGAAUUUUCUCCAACCUGUCUUAUUAGUCUUGUUUUUUUUUCCUUUUGUUGUCUAAUCUGUACCAGCACACAUUGUAUGUUCAUUUCAUAAAUUGACUUUCCUUGAAAACUGGACCAGAAAAAAUAAAGUCUUUUUUUUUAAUCAUCUA
This is a messenger RNA of Oryzias latipes (Japanese medaka), 6353 nucleotides long. RefSeq names its product calmodulin regulated spectrin-associated protein family, member 3 (gene camsap3). Gene Ontology annotation, biological process: neuron projection development; cytoplasmic microtubule organization; negative regulation of microtubule depolymerization. Lineage: Eukaryota; Metazoa; Chordata; Actinopteri; Beloniformes; Adrianichthyidae. The record is from RefSeq and is a predicted model, not a curated record. Gene Ontology annotation, molecular function: calmodulin binding; spectrin binding; microtubule minus-end binding. Gene Ontology annotation, cellular component: microtubule minus-end.